Molecule: messenger RNA, 4335 nt
Organism: Plasmodium gaboni
Lineage: Eukaryota; Apicomplexa; Aconoidasida; Haemosporida; Plasmodiidae
Product: cytoadherence linked asexual protein 2
Exons: 9
Coding region: 1-4335 (1444 amino acids)
Biological process (GO): adhesion of symbiont to microvasculature
Source: RefSeq, a predicted model, not a curated record
AUGUUAUCAUCCGUUAAAUCGUCAGUUUUUAUAUUAAUUUGCUUUUUAUGUUUUAAAAAAAAUGCUAUAUGUUCUAUAAAUGAUAACGUAAAUGAAAAUAUAACUGAAACGGUAAAUGAAUAUGAAUUUGGAAAUGAAGACACAAGUAUUAAUGAAAAUGUAAAUGAUAAUGUAACUGAAAAUGAAGAAGAUAAUUUAAUUUAUAAGAAUGAUAAUAACAAUAUUGAAGAGUUAAAAUCCAUGAUUGGAAAUGAUGAAUUACAUAAGAAUUUAAGCAUCCUUGAAAAACUUAUAUUAGAUUCUUUGAAAAAAGAUAAUUUAAAAUUCCCUUUAAUGAAAGAAGGAUUUGAAGAUUAUUUGGAUAUAUCUAAAUUUAAAAAAAAAAUAUUAACCGAUACAGAUGAUAAAACAUAUAUUUUACCAAAAUUGGAAUCUAGUUUUUAUGAUAUUACAAAAUAUGAACACUUAUUAAAAGAACAAUUAAUACAAGAAUAUAACUCAAAAAUAUCUGAUGCAAUAAAAAAAAAAUUACUUAUUGUAAGAACAUUGAAAACUAUAAAAUUAAUGCUCAUACCAUUAAAUGCAUUUAAAGAAAAAAAUGAUUUGAAAAUUGCACUAGAAGAAUUAAAUAAUGUAAUCACGAAUAAAACAAAUGAAACGCUUAGAAAAAGUCCAGUAGAGAAUCCUGGAGAAUUUUUUAAGAAUUUGUUAACUCAUGUUAAAGAAAUUAAAGAAUCAAAAGAAAUAGAAAAUAAGGGAGAAUUUUUAAUUCUAGGAAAUGAUGAAAUUGAAAUAAUGGGUGGGAAUGAUUUUUUUUUUACAACAAAUAGUAAUGUAAAAUUCAUGGAAACAUUGGAUAGUAUAUCAAAUCAAUAUGGAUUGGGUUUAAUUAAUGAUCUGGGUCCUCAUUUAAUAGCCUUAGGACAUUUUAUCGUAUUAAAAUUAGCACUCAAAAAUUAUAAAAAUUAUUUCGAAGCAAAAAAUACAAAAUUUUUUAGUUGGCAAAAAAUUUUAGAAUUCUCCAUGUCUGAUAGAUUUAAAGUUCUCGAUAUGAUGUGUAAUCAUGAUGCUGUAUAUUACUCUGAAAAUAAACGUAGAAAAACGUAUUUAAAGGUCGAUCGAUCACACACAAGUAUGGAAUGUAAUAUUUUGGAAUAUCUAAUACAUUAUUUUAAUAAAUAUCAAUUAGAGAUAAUUAAAACUACUCAUGAUAUAGAUUUUGAAUUAUAUGGUAUGAUGGAACAUCAGCAUAUAAAAGAUUAUUUCUUUUCAUUUAUGUGUAAUGAUCCUAAAGAAUGUAUUAUUUACCAUACGAAUCAAUUUAAAAAAGAAGCAAACGAAGAAAAUACUUUUCCUCAAGAACCCAACCAUGAAAUCAGUGCAUAUAAUAUAUAUUUAAAUUAUUAUUAUUUCAUGAAACGUUAUAGUUCAUAUGGAACAAAAAAAACAUUAUAUGUUCAUUUAUUAAAUUUAACUGGACUUUUAAAUUAUGAUACAAGAGCAUAUGUGACAUCUCUCUAUUUACCAGGAUAUUACAACGUCGUUGAAAUGUCCUUUACAGAAGAUGUUGAGUUCACAACCCUAUUUGAUAAUUUACUAAAAUGUAUUAAAAAGUGUCAUAAAGAAGAAAUCAACACAAAUACUUCAUUGAUUGAAAGUAAUUUAUCACGUAAUUAUUUCUUACAUGAGAUAACAAAGUGUGAUUUAUGUAAAGGGGCAUUUCUAUAUUCAAGCGUGAAAUUUGAGGAAGUACCUUCGAUGAUACAAAAAUUUUAUAUAUAUUUAACUAAAGGUCUAAACAUUCAAAAAGUAUCAUAUUUAAUGAAAACAUUAGAUAUAUAUCAAGAUUACAGCAAUUUUUUAUCUCAUGAUAUAAAUUGGUAUACCUUCUUAUUUUUAUUCAGACUAACAAGUUUUGAAGAAAUUUCAAAAAAAAAUGUAGGUGAAGCCAUGUAUUUAAAUAUACAAGACGAAGAUUCUUUCCAUAAAACCAUUACAACGAAUUAUUGGUUUCCUUCCCCUAUAAAAAAGUAUUAUACUUUAUAUGUUAGAAAACAUCUUCCAAAUAAUUUAUUAGAUGAGUUAGAGAAAUUGAUGAAAAGUAGUACCUUAGAAAAAAUGAAGAAAUCUAUAAAAUUUUUAGUUCAUGUAAAUUCCUUCUUACAGUUAGAUUUUUUUCAUCAACUUAAUGAAGCACCUUUAGGAUUACCACGUUCAUAUCCAUUAUCAUUAAUUCUUGAACAUAAAUUUAAAGUAUGGAUGAAUAGUUCUCCGGCAGGUUUUUAUUUUUUAAAUUAUCAUAAUCCUUAUAUAAGAAAAGAAUUACAUCAUAAAGUACUGACAGAAAAAUUUGAGCCACCCAAAAUGAAUAAAUGGAAUGAGGUUUUGAAGUCAUUAAUAGAAUCUGCAUAUGAUAUGUAUUUUGAACAAAGACAUGUCAGAAAUUUAUAUAAAAAUCAUAAUAUAUAUAAUAUUAAUAAUAAAAUAAUGUUAAUGAGAGAUUCAAUAGAUUUAUAUAGAAAACAUUUCCAGGAUGUUAUAUUUUUUGCUGAUAUAUUUAAUUUAAGAAAAUAUUUAUCAGCUACACCCUUGGUAAAAAAAUCAUGGGAUAGAAUGUAUUAUUUCCUUUAUAGGAUUACUGGAAAUACUGUAAAUAUUUAUAAGUAUGGUAUUAUAUAUGGAUUCAAAAUAAAUAAAGUAUAUUUGAAAGAAGUUGUUGAGGAAUUAUAUUCAAUAUAUAAUUUUAAUACAGAUAUAUUUUCAGAUACGUCUUUCUUACAAACUGUCUAUCUGCUCUUUAGAAAAAUUGAAUAUAGUUACAGCAGGCAAAGAAGAAACGAUCAAAUGAGUGUGAAUAACAUUUUUUUCAUGAAUGUUGCAAAUAAUUAUUCCAAAUUAAACAAUGAAGAAAGAGAAAUGGAAAUACAUAAUUCAAUGGCAUCAAGAUAUUAUUCGAAAACUAUGUUUGCUGCUUUUCAAAUGUUAUUUUCAACUAUGUUAAGUAACGAUGCAAAUAAUCUUGAUAAAAUAUAUGGAAAAAGUAAUAAUAUACAGGUAGCAACAAGUACCACUGCCUUUCUUACGUUUGCUUAUAUAUAUAACGGAAGUAUAAUGGAUAGUUUAACAAAUAGAUUAUUACCACCAUAUGCUAAAAAACCAAUAACACAAUUAAAAUAUGGAAAGACAUUCGUUUUUUCAAAUUAUUUUAUGUUAGCCUCAAAAAUGUAUGAAAUGUUAAAUUAUAAAAAUUUAAGUCUUUUGUGUGAAUACCAAGCUGUAGCUAGUGCCAAUUAUUACUCUGCUAAAAAAUUAGGACAAUUUGUUGGUAGAAAAUAUUUCCCUCUUACUACUUAUUUUCUAUCUAAAAGAAUUCGUGCAUCAUAUGAUUGGGUACAUGGUCCGGAAAAUGCCGGAAGUCAAGAAGGAAGCUCAUCUGCAGGUUCAUCUCCUUCUCAAGGGCGUGGUGGUGCUACUCCUUGGAGAUUUUUCUUUAAUUGGAAAACUGAUGCACCUAUUUAUUUAUUUUUUUACUUUUUCUCUAAUUUAUAUCUUGAUUCUGCAAAAUACUUUCCUGGAGGAUUUUCUACUUCAUUAAAAGAACAAACGGAGCAUAUUUCAGAUAGGGGUUAUAUGAAGAAACCUAUGGUUCAUGAACUUACAAAAAAUUUAAUAUUGGAAAUUACUAAUGGAUAUAUGUAUGCUUUUUCCAUUUAUUCUGUUAUACCAUUAUAUGCAUAUUUUGAAAAUGUGAAUUUUUAUAUUAUAAGUAAUAUCCGUUUUCUGGAUAGAUAUUAUAAUGCAUUUAAUAAAUACUUUAUAAAUUUUUUCAAAACGAAACUUAAAAAAUAUACUACUGAUGUAUUUAUAAAGUACGAAUACGAUGCAUAUACACGUAUGAAGAAAUAUGGUUAUCUUAAUGAAGUAAUUGCAUCUAGAAUUUCCUCCAAGAAUAAAAUAGUGAAAUAUUUGCACGAUAAUAACGAAGAUAUUAUGAAUAAUUUAAGACGAUAUGAUAUGGAAAACAUGUUCAGAAAUAAUAUGUCAACAUAUGUAGAUGAUUAUGCCUUUUUUGAUGAUUGUGGCAAAAAAGAAAUGUUUCUAAAUGACAGAUGUGAUUAUUGUCCUAUUGUUGAAGAUUUAUAUGAACCAGAUACAAAAGAAUUACAACCACACACCAGUGAUAUCCAAAAGGUAACAAAUAAAAAUGAUACAUAUAUUAACUAUGAAAAAUUACAUGAAGAAACAAACUCACAAGAAAUUCAAUCAGAUGAUAACGAUGAUGAAAAGGAUGACGAUUUACCGGAUGAUAAACUGAUGAUUAAAAGAUUAGAAUAA